This is a messenger RNA of Acanthochromis polyacanthus (spiny chromis), 1970 nucleotides long. Its product is annotated as nuclear factor 7, brain-like. The transcript has 2 exons. The record is from RefSeq and is a predicted model, not a curated record. Lineage: Eukaryota; Metazoa; Chordata; Actinopteri; Pomacentridae. Gene Ontology annotation, molecular function: protein binding; zinc ion binding. The coding region runs from base 123 to 1262 and encodes 379 amino acids.
GUCAGUAAAGAGACACUCAGACGAUCAGACGGAGCUUCAGCGUCCUCAGACUGAGUCCAGCUACAACACUGCUGCUUCCAGCUGCUGACACUCCAAACACUGAAGCUCCACUCACAGAACAAAUGGCUUCUAGAUCUUCAGAGUCUCUCUGCAGUUUACACUCUAAGAAACUCAAACUCUUCUGUCUGGAUCAUCAGCAGCCAGUGUGUGUCGUCUGCAGAGAUUCACAGAAACACUCCAACCACAGAUUCAGACCCAUCGAUGAAGAAGCACAAGAACACAGGAAGGAACUUCAGGAAACUCUGGAGCCCUUAAAGGAGCAGCUGAAGGUUUCUGAAGAUCUAAAAGUGGAGUUUGAUCAAACAGCAGAACACAUUAAGGUCCAGGCCCGACACACAGAGAGGCAGAUUAAGGAGCAUUUUGAGAAGCUUCACCAGUUUCUGAUAAAGGAAGAGGGGGUCAGGAUGGCUGCACUGAGGGAGGAAGAGGAGCAGAAGACUGGGAUGAUGAAGGAGAAGAUGGAGGCUCUGAGCAGAGAGAUAGCAGAUCUUUCAGACACAGUCAGAGCCACAGAGGAGCAGCUGAGAGCUGAAGACGUCUCAUUCCUGCUAAACUACAAGGCUGCAGUGGAAAGAGUCCAGCGCUGCCUCCUGCUGGAGGAUCCACAGCUGCUCUCAGGAGCUCUCAUAGACCAGGCCAAACAUGUGGGCAACCUGAGCUUCAACAUCUGGAACAACAUGAAGGACAUGGUCUCCUACACUCCUCUCAUUCUGGACCCAAACACUGCAAAUCCAGAACUCAUUCUGUCUAAAGAUCUGACCAGUGUGAGAGGAGGAGAUAAACAGCAGCUUCCUGAUAAUCCAGAGAGGUUUAAUCAUUGUCCCUCUGUUCUGAGCUCUGAAGGCUUCAACUCAGGGACUCACAGCUGGAAUGUGGAUGUUGGAGAUAGUACCUACUGGGCACUGGGUGUUUUAGAAGAGUCUGUCCUCAGGAAGGGAUGGAUACGGACUGGAUUAUGGAGAAUAAGGUUGUCUUUAGGUGAAUACUCAGCAUGUUCACCACCAGAUUCCUCCACUGUUCUUUCAGUGCAGAAGAAGCUCCAGAGGAUCAGAGUGAAUCUGGACUGUAACAGAGGAAAGCUGUCCUUCUCUGAUCUUGAUACUAAAACACUCAUACACACCUUCAAUCACACUUUCACUCAGAGGAUGUUUCCGUACAUUUCCACUGAUGGUAUGGCAAAGAUUUUACGAGAGAAGAUCUGAGUGACAGUAGGACAGAUCAGCUAAGAGGUAAAGAAGAUGAGAAUAUCUCUGAUGAUGCUUUACAGCUGAAAAACUAACUGAUGAAACUGAUAAUAAGACUGUUGCUGCUUGGACACUUGUUUAACAUCAGCCUGCUGUUGACUCAUUCUGGGUUUUGGCUCCAAUAAAACACCACAUUUUACAGCUUUUAACCACAUUUUGUAAAAACAGUCCACUGCUGUUAGACUUUGUCUGCAUUUGUACACAGAUUUAUUCCACUGUUUCAUGAAAUCAUGUUUGAUCUCAUUUUAAUCACCUGAUCAGUAGGAUUUCACAUCUGGAAUCAUCAAGGCUGUUUAUUAACCACAUCAGUGUGUUGUAGGAAUUAUUUUAUAUCCAUCAGCUCUAAAGGAAUCUGACCUCUGACCUCUCAUGGACAGUGAAGCUCAACACAUCUGGAAUUGGUUUGAUGCUGAUCUGAAUUUUGCUCCAAUUCUUUCUGUAAAUCAGGAAAUCACUGGAAUGGAAAAGAGGCUUUUUGCUUUUGAACUUUUCUGCAUUGUGAGGGUUUUUCUUAAACAUCAGCCUUUUUAUUGGAGCUUUUCAUUGAGUUUUUUUCUUUAUUAACCUUUUCAAUGUAACGGUGGAAACUAUUUCUGUAAUUACAUUUUUAGUUGGCUGCAUUUUUUAUAUCUAACUACACAAAAAGUAAUGUUGUGUCUUCUUGUC